GACUGUCACGUGAGCUUUCCUUCAGUCAUCACGUGACUUAGCUUGUCCUGUUUCGCUUCCACACUAGUUUCAUAUUACCUUCUGCAGUUACAUAUUAUCCUGUUUUAGCAGGGUGCAACAGUCUUAAACACGAAAAGAAACGGAUAAUAAGUCUGCCACUUUUAACAGCUACACCGAGGCGUCGCGUGCCAACAGGAAGUGCAGGCAACCUACUAUCCCUGUGGAAACAUUAGCUUAGCAUAGCCGGCUGCUAACGCUAUGAGGCAACUAUUAGCCAGUUGGUAAUCUCUCUGUAGCUCGUUCAUCAUACCUUCAGCGGCUGAGAAGUAUGUUGUCCCUGAGGAAUGUUCAGCAGAGAUGAACAGUGAAAACUUCACCCUCUGUGAGAAGGUCGUCGCUCCCUCCUACGUCCGACAGGGCUCUCAGGCGCGUCGUGGCCAUGAGCAGCUCAUCAGACUCUUACUGGAGCAGGGUAAGUGUCCUGAAGAAGGAUGGAGUGAGAGCACCGUGGAGCUCUUCCUGAAUGAGCUGGCUGUUAUGGACAGCAAUAACUUCCUGGGGAACUGUGGCGUUGGAGAGCGGGAAGGCCGGGUGGCGUCCGGUUUGGUGGCGAGGCGACACUACAGAUUAAUCCACGGCAUCGGUCGGUCAGGUGACAUCGCUGCUGUUCAGCCUAAAGCUGCAGGAUCCAGCCUGCUGAACAAGUUGACCAACUCAGUGGUGCUGGAUAUCCUAAAGAUCUCUGGUGUCCGCAGUGUGGCGAGCUGCUUCGUUGUUCCCAUGGCAACAGGAAUGAGCUUGACAUUGUGCUUCCUGACUCUGCGCCACAGGAGACCUAAAGCCUGCUACAUCAUCUGGCCUCGAAUCGACCAGAAGUCCUGUUUCAAAUCUAUGAUCACAGCUGGUUUUGAACCUGUAGUUGUGGAGAACGUCCUGGAUGGGGAUGAGUUGCGAACGGACUUGGAAGCCAUUGAGCGCAAGAUUGAGGAACUGGGAGCCGAGAACGUACUGUGUGUUCACUCCACAACGUCCUGCUUUGCUCCAAGGGUCCCAGACCGGCUUGAAGAGUUGGCCACCAUGUGUGCAAAAUAUGAUAUCCCUCACAUAGUCAACAAUGCGUAUGGAGUGCAAUCAUCCAAAUGCAUGCAUCUUAUACAACAGGGGGCUCGGGUGGGAAGAAUCGAUGCCUUUGUCCAGAGCUUGGACAAGAACUUCAUGGUUCCAGUAGGUGGAGCCAUCAUUGCUGGUUUUGAUGAGGCUUUUGUUCAGGAGAUCAGCAAGAUGUACCCAGGUCGUGCGUCAGCUUCGCCCUCCCUUGACGUCCUCAUUACCCUUCUUUCUCUGGGUGCCAGCGGCUAUAAGAAGUACCUGUCAGAGAGAAAGGAGAUUUAUUCGUUCCUAGCUCAGGAGCUGAAGAAUCUGGCUUCUGCACACGGAGAGAGAUUACUUCACACCCCACAUAAUCCCAUCUCCCUGGCCAUGUCUCUAGAUGGGCUCCAGGCCUCAAGUGAUCAGGCGGUGACUCAGCUCGGCUCGAUGCUGUUCACCCGCCAAGUGUCAGGCGCCAGGGUGAUACCACUGGGUAAGGAGCAGGUCGUAAACGGACGCACGUUUUGUGGGUUCAUGUCCCACUCCAACUCGUACCCCUGCCCUUACCUCAACGCUGCUUCUGCUAUCGGCAUCACUCGGGAAGAUGUGACUUUGUGCAUGAAAAAACUGGACAAAUGCUUGAAGAUGCUGAAGAAAGAUGCAGUGAAGAGUAGUUCUACUGUGUUGGAGGUGAACCAGGAGGUUCCUGGUGAAGAAUAAAUCAGUUGAAACAUUAAGUCUGACACCAUGCUGCCUACCUUUUACUUGAUUUGUACUUUUAAAAUGGUACUUUUGUUAAUAUAUUUUCAAUUUGGAUGUUCUAAUGAGUGACAGCAGGCAUGGAUUUGUGUUUGGGUUUAAUUAGAAGUUAGAAUGACUCUGAUUUAUACCAAAGAAUAAAUCAUUGAUGGAUUAUUCUGUAUGAAUCAAAGCUUUAAAUCAUCCUUUGAGUGGAGCCUUUGAAUGAAAUACUGUUUUUUAAAAUGCACUAUCCAGUGGAAUAAAUAGAUUGUAACAUGAUCUGUUCCCUUUCUCCUGCAGCGAGUUGUAAUGCGAUGCAAGCGCUGCUGAGCCAUCAUCUUCAUCUGAAACCCUGUGUAGUGGAUUAGCUCAUUUAUUUUCAGGCUCCAGAUAAUCGAAGACGUGCGCCAAAUAUAGCCCAUUCCUGUGUUUGUGGUUUUUGUCUUGAGUUUUAAUGAAUAAAGAACAAAAACAAGUUU
Nothobranchius furzeri (turquoise killifish) is the source of this 2309-nucleotide messenger RNA. It is a transcript of the gene sepsecs, whose product is annotated as Sep (O-phosphoserine) tRNA:Sec (selenocysteine) tRNA synthase. Gene Ontology annotation, biological process: selenocysteine incorporation; conversion of seryl-tRNAsec to selenocys-tRNAsec. NCBI's taxonomy places the organism in Eukaryota, Metazoa, Chordata, Actinopteri, Cyprinodontiformes, Nothobranchiidae. Gene Ontology annotation, molecular function: tRNA binding; O-phosphoseryl-tRNA(Sec) selenium transferase activity. The record is from RefSeq and is a predicted model, not a curated record.